CUCUCACCUCCCUCUUUGACCGCCGAAAACGUUGAAUUCAACGCGCAAACGUGGAACAUUUAUAGAACGUCUUCUCCAACGUUGACGUAGUCAGUUUGAAUUGUUGACCUGUGUAGUGUUCAGGUGGAAUUUUAUAAAUAAAUUGCAACAUGCCCAUUGAAUUGCAAACCGAGGACCGCCUCGAAUACACCUUCUUCCCUAACGCCUCCGGCCUCCUCCAAUUCCGCGUUCGCGCCCCCAACGAUGCCCACAUCGCCCUCAGCCCCUCCGCCUCCGAGGCCACCCCCAUGUACGAAGUCUUCAUCGGCGGCUGGGGCAACUCCAAAUCCAUAAUCCGUAAGAACCGCAGCAAACCCGACGUCGCCGAGGCCAGCACUCCCGGCUUCCUCAACCCCGACGAGUUCCGCGGCUUCUGGAUCCGCUGGGAUAACGGCCACAUCUCCGUAGGUCACGAGGGCAACGCCGCCCCCUUCCUCGAAUGGCGCGACUAUGAGCAAGUCCCCAUCGAGUACAUCGGCGUGUGCACGGGUUGGGGCGCCACCGGCUCCUGGAUCAUCGAGGAGGCGCGCGGCGGGGCCCCCUCAAUGGGCGGUCGCGGAAACUUCUCCAAUGUAUGCUGGGUGGCCGCACGCAACGGCGAGGUGCCCCCAAGGGCUUUCGCCGGUGGUGAAGACAACGGCGAGCCAAUUUAUGUCGCGAGAGCUAACUUCAACGGGGGGCUUAUUCCCGGCAAGCUGCUGGCAAGCCACGGCACAGCCUACGUCCCCUGGGGCGGGCAAGAGAACGGCGUCGCCGAGUACGAGGUGCUGUGCGACUUCCCCGGGAACUGGGUCGCCUGCAGCGGGGCAAAUAUCCCACCGAAUGCGGUUACUGCGGGACAGAGCGAAGACGGGGAGCCAUUGUAUGUGGGCAGGGUGGUCCAUGAUGGGUCGCUCACGGUCGGAAAGGUGCAACCCAGUCACGGGGUGGUUUAUAUUGCGUAUGGUGGGACCGAAUUAGGGUUCCAGGAUUACGAAAUUUUGGUACAAUAAAAGGACUGAUGGAUGUGUUUGUUAAUCGCUUUAAAGUUUUGCUGCCUAGGAAUUCGAUCCAGCAUAAAUAAAAUGUUAUUUACGUUUAUAUAACGCUAGACUGCACCGUUGUGGCUUCUAGGUGCCUUAUAAUUAUGUGUACCGAUAGGAACUGUAUUAUUUUUGUAUAAUGGAAACGGUCUCGAAAUUUAUUAUUUCGUAAAAGUGGCUGAUUUGGUUAGUGCCACUUUAAUAUAAUUUUUUAAGUCUAUAAUGUAAUAAAAAGAAUAAAAUUUCUAUUUAUCAUC
Messenger RNA from Tribolium madens (black flour beetle), 1318 nucleotides. RefSeq lists its product as uncharacterized. NCBI's taxonomy places the organism in Eukaryota, Metazoa, Arthropoda, Insecta, Coleoptera, Tenebrionidae. The record is from RefSeq and is a predicted model, not a curated record. Bases 150 to 1031 code for a protein of 293 amino acids. The transcript is spliced from 2 exons.